AUGACGAACCUAACCUUAGAGCUUAACAUCAACUCCGCAAGUGACCUUGAGAAUGUCAACCACAUCACAAAGAUGAACGUUUACGCCAUCACAACCCUUCGUGGAGACAAAAAGCUAAAGAAACAAAAGGUGAAAACAGCCGUCGAUCACUCCGGCGGGUCUAACCCGACUUGGAAUCACGCCGUCAAGUUUUCUAUCAACGAGAAACUAGCCCUUGAAGGUCGUUUGACACUUGCCGUGAGAUUGUUCUCCAAACGACUCCUAGGCGAUAAAGAAAUUGGUGGAAUCGAAGUCCCGUUACUUGACCUCUUGCGUUCACAUACGCCGUCAACUAACGGUCAUGGGAACAGCAAGGAAACGAUGAAUUUUGUGACGUACCAGGUGAGAACUCCGUCGGAGACAAUGAAAGGUUCUUUGACUCUCUCGUACCGGUUCAUUGGAGCAACGGUUUACCAACAGGCGCCAACGUGGGCUACACCGAGUCAGCAAGGGUAUGGACCGUAUGGUUACAUGCUGCCUCCACCGCCAAUCGGAUAUGGAUACGGAGUUCCGCCUCAGCAGCCGACGAGGAAUGAAGCAAGGCUACAAAAUGGUGACACUUUGUUUUCAGCAAUCUCGUUAAUCAAUGUUAUAUCCAGUCACGGUUACCACCGGGUGCCAACGUGGGCUCCGCCAAGUCAGUAUGGAUAUGGACCUUAUGGUUACAUGCCGUCUCCGCCUCCACCGCUACCGGGAUAUAGAUACGGAGGUCUGCCGCCUCAGCAACCGACGAGGAAUGAAGCAAGGCUACAAUAUAUAGAUGCUGUUGUGGAUUUAGUUACUGAUAUUUAG
Molecule: messenger RNA, 831 nt
Organism: Arabidopsis lyrata subsp. lyrata
Lineage: Eukaryota; Viridiplantae; Streptophyta; Magnoliopsida; Brassicales; Brassicaceae
Product: protein SRC2
Exons: 2
Coding region: 1-831 (276 amino acids)
Biological process (GO): defense response
Source: RefSeq, a predicted model, not a curated record